AUGAUUGAACCACUCCUAACUAAGUGCGGUUGGCGCCUCAAGAACACUGAUACGGCAAAGGACCGCCAACUUAGAGCAGCUGUGACCUCUCUAGCAGCCAUCCACUGCCAGUCGGAUGCAGGCCUUGCUGCCUCCUGUGUCGAGAUGACUCUAGAUUACCUUGAUGACCACACAAGCCUAGCUGAUGAUGUUCGGGCAUCGGUGUUCAAGUUGGCCCUAGCUGGUGGGGAGAGUAGCGAUGAGCUCUGGAGGCAGCUCGUAAGUAAGGCUGAAGAUCCCGCUACACCACAGACUGAACGUGUCGACAUAUACCACGCGAUAGGAUUCGUCCGCAGCAAAGCACUGAAGCGGAAGGUUUUACAGUGGAGUCUGACGCCAUCGGUGAAGACCCAGGAUUUCUUCUUCCCAAUGGCGAGCGUUAGGCUCUCCUCGAAGGACGGCGCUGACCUUGCCUGGGAUUGGCUGGAGACGAACUUCAGUGCUGUUCGUAGCAGAGUGUCUACGGCGAGCUCGACUCUCCUGGCCUCUGUCCUUAUCAGCUGCUCGAGGAAUGCUUAUACAGUGGAAAUGGCGGAGCGUGUGGAGAAGCUGAUGGCCGAUAACAACCUGAAGGGGGUAAUCAUACAUAGCUGCAAGAGGAAGGCCAUAUGGUUCAUCUGCAUGAAG
Perkinsus marinus ATCC 50983 is the source of this 666-nucleotide messenger RNA. RefSeq names its product protease m1 zinc metalloprotease, putative. The transcript is spliced from 2 exons. The annotation marks the transcript as partial. NCBI's taxonomy places the organism in Eukaryota, Perkinsozoa, Perkinsida, Perkinsidae. The record is from RefSeq and is a predicted model, not a curated record.